Debaryomyces fabryi is the source of this 1893-nucleotide messenger RNA. It is a transcript of the gene RAD7, whose product is annotated as UV-damaged DNA-binding protein. The record is from RefSeq and is a predicted model, not a curated record. Gene Ontology annotation, biological process: SCF-dependent proteasomal ubiquitin-dependent protein catabolic process. The coding region runs from base 1 to 1893 and encodes 630 amino acids. Lineage: Eukaryota; Fungi; Ascomycota; Pichiomycetes; Serinales; Debaryomycetaceae. Gene Ontology annotation, cellular component: SCF ubiquitin ligase complex. The transcript has a single exon.
AUGGCCAGAAGGUCUAAUAGAACUCUGACAGGGGUACGUGGCCCAAACUCAGCUUUAACUGAGUUUUUGAGAGUUGAGGGUAUUACAGAUGCGUUUAGGAGAAGACAAGAAAGAGACGAUUCUGCAUCUAGAGAACAAUCACCUACGGAUAGAAACGAUACUGAAGAAAGUGAAAUCCCUUUGCCAUCAUCGAGGUUGGAUAUUCAUGAAAAUAUUGUGAAUGAAGAGGAAGACGAAGAGGAAAGAGCGAUACGGCAAGCUGCAAGAAGGAAAAGGAAGGCUGCUAAUCGGCGUCUGGGAGGCGGUUUUCCAAGUGAAAGCGACAGCGAUGAUGACGAUGAUAAGGAUUAUAGCGAUGAUGAUGUUAGGGGAAAUGGCUUUAAGAAAUUUGGAGAGGAAGAUAAUUGCGUAGAUUGCGGCAAAAUUUUCAAUAUGACGGUUUAUUCUCGAUAUGAUAGGGCUAGAAAGGGUUAUUUAUGUGAAGCAUGUAAUGAAAACUUGAAGCAACGUGAGAAAAUAGCUCGUAGAAAUCAACUUAAUGCCCGAAAAAAGAGAAAGAAGGUUGCCCAAGCGUUGUUAGAUAAAUCCUCUGUCCAAAUGCCAACGUUGCAAGAUAUUUGUAUCAAGAAGAUUACACAGAAUAUUGAUGAUGUCGAUGCAUUAGGUGACAUUGGCCAGACUAAUAUGAAUAAGAUUUCAAUGAUCUUAUCAAAAAAUCGAUCACUAAACAAUUCAACCAUGACAUUAUUUUUGCAUGCUGGGUUGAAAGAGUUGGAAUUUUGGGACUGUUCGAAUGUCGACUCAGAUUCAUUAAAUAAGAUUGCAUCUUAUUGCCCUAAUUUAGAAUCCCUUACUCUUUUCAUGUGUGGACACUUUCAUAAUGACAAUUUAAAAUAUUUUGAUUCAAAUCUUCCACAUUUGGCCGAUUUAUCUCUAAAUGGUCCGUUUUUGAUAAGCGAUGCCAUGUGGCAGGAAUAUUUUGAGAAUGGUGGUUCAAGAUUAUCAAAAUUUGAAAUAAGGAAUACCCAUAGAUUUGGUAAUGACUCGUUGAUAAGUUUACUUGAAAAUUGUGGGUCAAAAUUAACAAAACUAAAGCUCUCUAGAUUAGAUGGUCUAGAUUCUGCUCCUGUUUAUGAUUUAAUUCCUCAUUACCUUCUGACAUCAACUUUGACAAGCUUGGAAAUAUCAUACCCAUACAAGGAAGAAUUAAUUACUGACGAUUUAUUAAUAAACAUUCUAUCUAUUACAGGUGAGAGCUUAACUAGCUUAAACGUCGAUGGCUGUUCAAAUUUGACUGACCGGUUUUUAUCAGAAGGAGUUGUUAGGUUUUGCCCAAAUUUAACUCAUUUAUCUUUGAAAUUAUUGGACCAGUUAACCGAUGAAGGGUUUGCGGCAGCUUUUCGAGACUAUUCAAAGGUUAAUAGUGGUGGCUUGAUCAAUGUUCAGUUAACUAAAUGCACUGGAUUAGGAAACAACGCAAUACAUUCCUUGCUUAAUUAUUCUGCUCAAACUUUAGUUGAGCUCAGCUUGAAUUCUAUAUAUAAUGUUGACAAAGACUUUUUGUUUCAAAUAUUUACUGAUGACCAUCAUCCUCUGAAAAUUGCUUUGAAAGAUUCCAUUGAUAAUUCUUCACAGCGUAUUGCGCCAGCUCGCUCUGAUGAAGAGAAUAACAGAAAUGGAAUAACGAAUUUUUAUAGUAGGAUAAAUUUUCCGUUAUUAACAACAUUAGACAUUGGAUUUGUUAGAGCUGUUGAUGAUGAAAUUUUGAACUUUAUUAGUGAUAAUUGCUCAAAACUUACUAUAUUGGAAACUUACGGCAAUAAUAGAUGUACGUUGAGAGCAAACGUAAGGAAUGAUUUAAUGGUUAUUGGACGUCAAAACGAUAUUUUAUAG